AUGGGCCGGGGGCGGUCGCCAGAACCGCUCGAUUUCUUCAUAUGGACUGUCGAGGAUGUUGGAUUAUGGCUGGAAGAAAUAAAUCUUGGUAGCUACAGACAAGUAUUUGAAGAAAACGGUGUCAAUGGAGAAUAUCUAGAAAGCUUGUCCAUGUUUACUACUGAACAGAUUCUGCGCUUUAUUAGGCGGUGCCAUAUGAAAUGGGGAGACUUUAUCACACUGUGCAAAGAGUUGAGGCGCAUUAAAGUCGCCUGCCUCAAAGGGGAGCAAGAAGUCCGUGAGGCCAUGGUGGCACUGGCAUGCCUCUCCACAGUGUUCGUGAGGGCAGCCAAGCAGAACAGGAAGUCCCGUGUUGUCUCCUUGAAGCUGGAACCAUAA
Messenger RNA from Miscanthus lutarioriparius, 378 nucleotides. Lineage: Eukaryota; Viridiplantae; Streptophyta; Magnoliopsida; Poales; Poaceae. The record is from the annotation of a GenBank genome assembly.